Molecule: messenger RNA, 1797 nt
Organism: Dipodomys ordii (Ord's kangaroo rat)
Lineage: Eukaryota; Metazoa; Chordata; Mammalia; Rodentia; Heteromyidae
Gene: Lrrc63
Product: leucine rich repeat containing 63
Exons: 9
Coding region: 1-1797 (598 amino acids)
Molecular function (GO): protein binding
Source: RefSeq, a predicted model, not a curated record
AUGGAAAAAAGUUAUUGUAAAAUAGAAAAACCAUUAAUACUUCUUCGAAGACCUUUACCUCCAAAACUCCCUAAAUUGUCUACAUAUAAGAAGAAAAUCACUACAGCCAAGACUGGUAAAACUAAGCUACUCAAUGUACCAGUUACUGAAGAUAAAGUCAUUCCAAAACGAAUAGGUAGAACUAGGCUUCUUGAAGUUUCAGAAAAACAUCCACAAUUACAAGUCAGUAUCCGAAAUAUCUGUCUUGAUUUUCAGAUACCAGGAAGACGAACUGUGAUCCCCAAAUCUGUUAUCCGUACCUAUUGGCACUUACCAGAGACUGCUCCUCCUCCCAUAUUUUUCCCACGAUGUCAGUCAGCUUCUAAGCGAGUUUUUGGGGAAAAGUUGAAAAAACAACUCAAGAAGAUUCCGGUUGGUCAAAUAAGAGACUCUUCAGAUAUUCCCUCAAAGUUUUCCCAACCUUUCAGUGGUCGUUACUUGGUUAUCACUACCCGGUUAAAGGAAAGUUCUCCUCAGCUUGAAAUUUUGCCAAAGAUUACAGACUCUGAGCUUCCUUCUACUCUGAAAGCGUCAACUGAAGUAUUAGUAAGCUCUGCAUCCAGCAGUGUAUCUAUUAAACCAGAGAAGACUGUAUCUUGGAAAGCUGAUGUUAAGCAAAUCGUCAAUAAAGUGGUACUAGGCGAUGUUAAGCAAAUCGUCAAUAAAGUGGUACUAGGCUCAGCUAAGUUUGUAGGAAUGAAAAGCUUACCAAUACCAGUGAUCCCAAGAAAACCUCGAAGACAAUCUGAAAUAGAGGCUCUCGUAGAAAGUGGGAAGGCAGAGACUGUCCAAAAAUCAACACAGGAAGGAUUGAUUAGAACCACUGGAACCAUCAGAACCAUAAAGCCAGAUAGCCAUGUUUUACGUGGCGAAGGUUUUAAGUCAGUUGCAGCCACACGCUAUGAAACUAUCAUGGCCAUUGUCGAACUGGCAAUCGUGACCUGCCAAGUACAUGGAAGAAAUGCACUUAAUCUCAAGGGAUUUUCUCUCCGGUAUUGUCCAGACCUCUCACCAAUUGCUUUACAAUUGGUAUAUCUUAACCUAGCAUUUAAUGAUCUCACCCAAUUUCCUCAUGAAAUACUUUCUCUUAAAAAUUUACAAGUACUGAUACUGAGAAAUAAUCCUAUCAAAGAAAUUCCUUCUGAAAUUUACCACCUUAAGUACCUUAGAGUAUUUGCCAUUGGAUUCAAUUUGAUUUAUGAUCUUCCAAGUGGGUUAUUUUCCCUUCCCAGUCUUGAGGAACUUGAUGUUUCCUACAAUGAAUUUACUGCCAUUCCAAAUGAAAUCCAGAAUCUCAGCUCUCUUGACAAACUGAAUGUAGAUGGGAAUGAGUUGACUGCUUUCCCGUCUGGAAUUCUGGACCUUAACCUGACAAAACUCCAAUAUGAGAAUACAUACACUCAUCCUGCUUUUUGGGAACAGAAUUCCAGAAAUAGUCCCCUAAGACUUACUGAUACCUGUGCUUUUUAUAUUCUCAGAAAUAACCUCUGUAUGUUUCAUGAUGAAAUUUCAGCAGAAGUUCAAAGUUUACUUGAAAGCACAUCCACGUGCGACUGGUGUCAAGGCCCCAGAUUUGGAGGUUUUCGCAUCAUCCGAUCCACUGAUAUUUUUGGAGCCACACAGCUUCCUAUUUUGUUUCUGGUCUGUUCUACUUCCUGCCUUGAGAAAAUGAGGGAAACUAAUUUUAUUUACACACGUCUUACAAAUAAAAUAAUAACUCUAAAUGUGGACUGGACAGAUGAAGAAGAAUACAGUUGA